CCACCCAAUUGUCCAGCAUGGUUGUUUCAGGGCUGCUGUCCGCCCCCAUACGAGGGGACGAUGCCGCCGUGGUGAAGAAGGCGAAAUUUGCCUUCCAGGCCUGCACCGACCGCACCUUCAGCGAGACGAUCGGCUUGCGGUCGCCCGAAGUGGAGGUGGUAAACAAGUACGGGGGUUUCCCCAUUCUGGGCGGGCGCUACGGGGGGGCCAAUCCCGAGCCCAGCUGGAACGAGAUCGCCGACAUCGCCGCCGAGUUCGGGAUCAGCAUCUUUUUCACGCCCAGCCUCUAUGCGGACGCGCUGAACGCGUCCAGGAACCUGCUCAGGAUUUCGUCGGACGGGAUGGGAAUCCCCGUGCAGUUCCGGCCAAUGGCGUCCGAGUCGUACGAGGACGCGAUUGAGGAGGGGUUCCAGGAUAUGGUGAAGCAGCCGGCAACGGCGCAGCGCGUGCAAAGCACGCAAUCGACCAUUCCGGCCAUGGAGGUUUUGCUGCGCAAACUCGUGCUGAAACUGAAGCGCGCCAUGGGAAGCGAGCGCAGCGACGAGUAUCUCUAUGGCCGCGUUGCCAACGUUUCCAAUUUCCUGAAAGGAAUCUACAGCGCAGGCUAUAUCCCGGAAGGCACCGAGAUUGGCCCGAUCGUCAACGACACGAGCGCCACCGUGGUGACCUUGCGGCAGCUCAACGAGUGGACGGCGCUGCACUUCGGCAACACUGUCCAGCUGGACUGGGUGGAGUACACGCGCCGCCUCCUCCAAUACACACAGGUGGAGGUCGAUGCCGAUUUCCUCAUCCUGCGCCCUCUCGAAAUGGAAACGAUGCUCUUCGGCAUCCUCAACUGGGUGCGCAUGAACGACUGGGAGAUCGUGAAGAGUGCCGCCCUCUUGCGGGCCUUCACCUACACAGCGGCUGACAGUGACGUGGAAACCCGCAAGGACUUUGAGGACUAUCUGGUGCAAACCGGAAAAACCGUCUACCCGCGAUGGCAGUACUGCGCGCGCAAAAUCAUGGAUACGACUGGCACGCUCUCAUUGGCCCUGGCGGUGACGUACGAGUACCAAGCGCGCGUCUUCAACACCACCAGCAUGCGCACGGCCGCCGCCCUGGUGGCCAACCUGCGCAGCACCUUCAAGGAGGUGAUCGAGGCGGCCAACUGGAUGGACGAGGAGUCGAAGGCGGCCGCCCAGACCAAAGCCGACAACAUCGCGGUGCUUCUGGGGUACCCGGACUUUGCCACUGACGCCGCUGCCUUGGAGGUUUUCUACGAGAAUCUGCCCAUCGCCAGCUGGGAUCAUUACGCCAACGCCAAGAAGCUGAGGGCCUUUCAGCUCGCUUAUGCGCUGAACAUGGUCAGCUACCGGAACCGCACCGCUUGGGACAAGUCGCCGCUGGAUGUCAACGCCUACUACAAUCGCCAGAACAACCGGAUCGUUUUCCCGGUUGCGAUGCUCAACCCGCUCUUUUUCCAGGGCAGCUCCAGCCUUCUAGACUACAGCCGCAUCGGGACGGUGAUCGGCCACGAAAUCACCCACGGGUUCGACGGCCAGGGCUUCCUCUACAACGCCCAGGGGGUGAUCGAGCGCUGGUGGACCGACCAGACGCUCGAGAACUUCUCGGACAACACCCAGUGCUUCAUUGAUCAGUACUCCCAGUACCCCAUCCCGGAAAUUAACGAUACUCUGAGCGGCAGCGGGAGCCUGAACGAGAACCUGGCCGACAAUGGGGGGCUGCGCACCGCGCUCCAGGCCUUUCAGAAGCUGAGAGCGCUGGAUGCCGACAGCUACAAGCUCCCGACUGGGCAGGAGCUGGGCGCUGCCCAGCUCUUUUUCAUCGGCUACGGCACUAUGUGGUGCAACUCCGAGUCGAUUUCCUACCUGAAGUCAGUGGUGGCCAGCUGCGAGAGCACGACGAGCUGCCACGCACGAGCCAGCAUGCGAGUGAACGGCGUCGUCUCCAAUAUGGAGGAGUUUGCUGCGGCGUUCCAGUGCCCCGUGGGCGCGCCCAUGAAUCCCGCAACCAAAUGCCGACUUUGGUAGCAUGUCGGUUAAAUAUAAUUCUUUUGUGUUGUGACAGUGUCAUUAAAAUCGUUCUUUAAACCCCG
Dendroctonus ponderosae (mountain pine beetle) is the source of this 2098-nucleotide messenger RNA. RefSeq names its product endothelin-converting enzyme 1. Gene Ontology annotation, cellular component: plasma membrane. The record is from RefSeq and is a predicted model, not a curated record. Gene Ontology annotation, biological process: protein processing. NCBI's taxonomy places the organism in Eukaryota, Metazoa, Arthropoda, Insecta, Coleoptera, Curculionidae. The coding region runs from base 18 to 2033 and encodes 671 amino acids. The transcript has 12 exons. Gene Ontology annotation, molecular function: metalloendopeptidase activity.